AUGCCGACUCGCGCCAAUCCAGGCCGCAAAUCGCCUCUGGAGCUGCUCACGAAGAAGCCAGUAAGCGUCGUGGACGUGGUGGUGUUCAGCUCGCCUUGCAAAGUGUACCAGAACCCUCUAAACGCAUCCCUGGGAAAGCGUGGAGCACCAGGGAUCAUUGUCGAAAAAACGAAGAAACUAAGGGGUGCAAGGCAUACUGAUUCCCGGGAAGUAGUUCGUGGUGACUACUCGACACGUGUACCAAAUCGAGACCCUGACAGCUGA
Messenger RNA from Peronospora matthiolae, 264 nucleotides. The record is from the annotation of a GenBank genome assembly. NCBI's taxonomy places the organism in Eukaryota, Oomycota, Peronosporomycetes, Peronosporales, Peronosporaceae.